Rubroshorea leprosula is the source of this 1481-nucleotide messenger RNA. The record is from the annotation of a GenBank genome assembly. Lineage: Eukaryota; Viridiplantae; Streptophyta; Magnoliopsida; Malvales; Dipterocarpaceae.
GUAUCAGCCCUCUCCGUUCACCUACUCCAGUCUCAAUAGUUCUUAGGUUCUACUCUUCUUACUUUUCUUGCCCUGCUGAGGUUCUGCUGGAAAUUUCCCAGGAAAAUCUUAGCCCUUUUCCUCUGUUUCCCCUGCGUCACUCCUCUGUGGGAGGUGUUGUUGAUCCUUUUCGGGGAUUUGGUUUUUGGGUUUUUGGGGUUGAUCUUGGGUUUCUGGGUGUGUACUGGAAAACCCAGAAAGUCAAAGUCCAGAAAGAUUGCAUCUUGAGGGCAAAGAUUUGAUCUUUCUUUGUUGCCAAUCGUGAAAUCUUGAUGCUGCAUAUUUUGUUUUUGAUGUUUGAUAUUCAUGUCAGCAGUUCUUAGUGAAAUCCUCCGUUCUGGUUUUAUGAUCGAUUCCUCACUGAGACGCAGGACCCAUCUUGUUCAAUCUUUCUCUGUUGUGUUCCUCUACUGGUUCUAUGUUUUCUCAGAAUUCAUCUAUGAGAUUUGCUUCGGAUCAUACUUUAUUUAGAAAUAAGUCAACAACUACUUUGAUCUUUGAUUAGCUUAGCAUAGGUUGUAUCUGGGUCCUGUUGUUCUCCAAGGUAAGUUUUUUUAUCUUUAAAAUCUAAGGUCUUUUUUAUUUUUGAGAGUUUUUAGGUCUUUUAAGUGUGAAUAUAGUAUGGCUUCUUUAAGUGGGAAUUCCAAUUCCACAAGCUCCACUCAGAUUCAAAACUCUGGCUCCGAAGGGGACUUGCAGCUUCUGAUGGAUCAAAGGAAGAGGAAGCGAAAAGAAUCGAAUCGGGAAUCAGCUAGGAGAUCCAGGAUGAGAAAGCAGAAGCAUUUGGAUGAUUUAAUGGCCCAAGCUUCUCAGCUGAGAAAGGACAACAACCAAAUCCUUUCAACCAUCAAUAUUUCCACUCAGAACUAUGUGAAACUUGAAGCUGAUAACUCUAUUUUGAGGGCUCAGAUGGUGGAACUUAGCCAACGACUGGAUUCCCUUAACGAGAUCCUCUCCUUGAUCAACACAAGCAAUGGAAUCUAUGAAAAUGAGGGUUUUGAACAAAGUUUUGACAGCUUCAUCAACCCUCUCAAUAUGCCAUAUCUUAAUCAACCAAUUAUGGCCUCUUCAAACAUGUUCCCUUAUUGAAAUGGUCAAUUCAUAUCAUAAUAGUUUGUCUUGUCCUUUUAUUGGUGGAGUCACAUAGAUAGAGUCUCAUGAAUGAGUGGAGUGCAAAAAAGAGAGGGUUUUUUUCCCCUCUUAAUAUUUUUAAUUUUAUUAUGAUAUUAUUAGCUAUACUAGUAGCCACUUGAUGCAAAAUAUUCCUCAAUAUGGAAUGGUAAAUUGGGAGAUAGCCGGAGAAAGAGUUGUUUCACUUGUCAGGGAGAAACUCAUAGGUUAGUGGCUUGGGUUUUGUAAUGGGUUUCAAUAAAUAAAAUAGUGUGAAGGGAUCUGGAUGUAUUUGGUCUCUCUGGAUAUAUAAAUAUAUAUUAAUAUUAAUU